AACAAAAAAUGGCAUAUCCAAACAUUUUCUAAAAAUAAUGAAUACAAAGUUUGAGAUUUUGUUAAAACAUUGAAUUUUUUAAUUUUUGUAGCAGGGUUUAAACUUUGAUUGAUAUGGUUUUUGUUGUAGAAUGAACUAUUUUUUUAUAAAAAAAAUUAUAAAAAUUAGUUUGGAAAAAUAUAAAUAGUAAAAACUUGUCUAUAUGGGUGGACUUAGCUGGCACUAUUUUUCGCUUAUUAUUUGUUUUUUUUUUCUACUGGCACUAUUUAAAAAUCUGUUUCUAUGUACAUAGAUACAUACAUACUUUGUAUUUAUUUAGGUAGGGAGAUAAAAAGCAAUCAAACCGAUGGAAAACCUAGCAAAAAGUGUGCAAUUAUAAAUUAGUGGCAUUCGCUAAAUGUAUGUAUUGCUGUUGUCGUUUGAGCGGUUGUUGCUGUUGUUUUCGCUGAGUGAAUUAAAAUAACGUAAGACGACGCGACGCGCAAGCCGCAAUACAAUUCUAUAUGCGUAGCUACGACAUCACCAAACGGGGCAAUUCGAUUCGUGCAUUUAAAUACGCAUAACAGCUGAAUUGCGAUCAUCCGUCCAUGCGGACUGCCAAAAUUCGGUCCGCUUGCGGAAAGCAUUUCUUUAAGCCAAGUUAGCUGACGCGUCGCGCGAGUGCUAGCCAACGAAGUGAUUGAAAUAAGCAAGCGUAAAUAAAAUUGAACAUAAAAAUAGAAAAAAAAAGAAAACUCAUUAUGAAAUCAAUGCACGUCGUUUUUUUAUUUUCAAUUCUUCCUUUUAUUCGAUUCUCCUAUCGUGCUCCCCACAGCCUGCCUACGAACCUUCUUACCGCCUUACUUCGGUUUACCUUUACUUAUGCAUAUGUAUAGAUGUACAUACAUAUGUAGGUGUGCAUAUACAUAUGGCGGUAUGUAAUAUGUUCAUAUUUAAAUAAAUCAGUGUUCAGGCAGUGGUGAUAAAAUGCACACAUACACCGGUGAAAUAGUGGAUUUAGUCUUCUAGGCAGUGUUUUACUGCGGUGGGUGCGUAGCUGUGAAGGGAGUGCUGGUAGUUACCACCAAUAAUCCUCAACGUUCGAUACUAAAGCAAUAAAGCUGCCUUUACAUGAGGCGAUUUUUUGACAUGCGAUAAUCGCCUGCAAAAGUUGACUUGCUGUCUACUUUGAGGCAACCGAUUUUUGAACCAGCAUUUACACGAGCAACUUUUCUGGAGCAAUGUUGAAUCGCCUAAAAAAACGCCUCAUGUAAAUGCAGCUUAAGAACUAAAAAGACGGUGACGACAUUUUAAUAUUUAGUAGCAAUGCGAUGUAUUUAUGUAGUUAUAAAAACUGUCAUCAACUUACGAGUGACUGCAAAGCCCCUUGAGUCCAAUAUGAAUUUUAAUUAUUGAGAGCUAUGUAAUUAUGGGCGCGUACAAAGGAAAGAGAAGCCGUAACUUGUGAGAGGGCGAGUGAGUUUUUAUGGAAGUGAAUGAAAGUAAAUACUACAGUACUGCGACUGCGGCAGUAAGCAGCCGUAAUUCGUAUCCGCAUUGCCGAUAAGUUUUCCGAUAAUUGAAGGAAUUUAAUUCCAAACACUACGAACUAAUCUUUGCGAUGAUCAAAAUUAGACUGAAAUCAUUCAUUUGCGGACAUCAUCGUUUUUUGAUGUUGACCACGCUUAUUUUCUGUACCUGCCCGCCUUAUUUGACGCAAGCCAAAAGUUUGGUUGACAGCCGCUCGCCCAGUUUGCGGACCUUUCACGUGGUCAAUAUCACUCUCAGUCCCAGCGUUGUACACACCAAAGCCGUAGUGGCGCCGAAUACCGAUGUGCGUUUGACGUGCUUGCUUAAAGGGUCCAUUAAGUGGUACAAAGAAGACGAGUUCCUAAGCGCUAACAGACUGCUAGUUUUGAAGGAAGUUCAAGCGGGAAAUGCUGGUGUCUAUAGCUGCCAGGCAGAGCAAGUGCCAAUAGGGGCAAAGUACGUUAGCGUUGCAUUGAAAGUACUUGCACCUGAGCUAGCAAAGACUUCCGCCUAUACAGAAGACGACAUAGCUGAUUUUAGUAAGGUGGAAGACGAAGAAGAAGCGAAGCUGCGAAUGGAUCAAGAUGACAAAGGUACAGUGGAGGAAAAUGUGGAAGCGGAACCAGAAGAAGUCUCCAAAAGCGAGAAUGCGACUGCUUUAAAAAUUGUGCACCUGCCGAAUCCCGGCCCGCCACAGUUUCAACAAAGCUACAAACUUAUAAAUAGUUUACAGCAACCGCUUGGAAGUUUCGUGCAAUUUAGCUGCCCCGCAAUGGGAAAUCCAUUACCAAUAAUUACUUGGUGGCAUAACAAUACAAGGAUGGAUAUGACUUCUUUGCGUUUUAGGCUUAAAAAAUGGUCGCUUUUUAUUGAGCACCUGAGUAUUAUAGACACUGGCAGUUACACUUGCAAAAUUAGUAACAAAUUCGGUACCAUUGAACACAGCACACGGUUGCAUAUCGUCGGUCAGCUGCACUCUGAAAAGCCACUUAUUGCGAACAGUACACCAGCCAACCUAACGGUUAUGGUUAAUAACAGCGCGCAGUUCGAGUGCCGAGUUGAAUCACCGACCGCAGUGCAGAUUCAGUGGAUCAUGCAUAGGAAACAACUGAAUAAGGAUGAGCUAUAUUUGAAUAUCACAAAUAAUCCGAAUAUAAUUGAGUUGCCGACGAAUGCAGAAAACCCAGCCAUGUUAAAAAUAACGCAAGUGACGCCAGAUGACGAAGGCUGUUACACCUGCAUUGCUUCGAAUGAUGUAGGUAAAACGAUGGCUACAGCUUAUUUGCGAGUCAUACUUCCGAAAAGCACCAUCAUUGCCCCCAAAACUAAAUUCUUCAUUCUGGAGAAACGUACUGCCGAUUCAUCUGGUGGCCCAGCGUUAGAGAAGGAACACGAUAAACCAGCAACUGUUAGUGAUGUGGAUGUAGACAGUAAAGAUACUGCUGAUACUAACGAUGAACAGGAGGCGGUAGAAGAAAGUCCGCCACGUUUCAAAAAAGCGGAUAAGCUCAUUCAAACUGUACACAAACCAGCUGGCUCUACAAUACAACUGCAUUGUCCAGCCAAUGGCAAUCCGAUGCCGAACGUAACAUGGACGCGCAGCGCCAGCGAUCAAAAUUUCACUGAAAUUAUGCGACAUAUAGGGAAAGUAACUUACAAAAAGUGGUCCAUGCAAAUGGACGAAGUGAUUGCGGAAGAUUCGGGCGUCUACAAGUGCACCGUAUGCAAUAAGCUGGGUUGCAUAGAACAUUGCACCAAGUUAACCAUCAUGGACCGUCUGCGCUCUCGGCCCAUUCACAGUGACAAGUUUCCACAAAAUCAAACCGUUUUGACCAAUAGCAGCGCAUAUUUUGAGUGUCGUGUCGUAUCCGACCUGGAGCCCCAUAUAUUCUGGGUAAAGUACAAUACGCCAAAUGAAAGUAUUGAUAAGUUGGAGCGCAUGUUUGCCAAUGCAAACGCCAACGCGAACUCUAACCAGCCAAGCGCAAAAGAUUUCAUCAAACUAUCUGGCGAACCAGACAAACCGAAUGUCCUUCGAUUGGAGAACGUCACACAUGCGGACGAAGGUUGGUACACCUGUGUAGCAGCUAGUAAUUUGGGUGAGUCAAUGGCAAGCGCGUAUUUGCAUGUGGUUGACAAAUUGCCCAACCGGGAAGUAUACAUGAUGUGGCGGGCACAUCCUGUCUGGAUGACAGUAGCAGCAAUGGUAAUUGUGCUGCUGUUCCUUUUCGGCUCCAUCUUCAUUAUCUAUGUUUUGCGAAAGCUGAAGCAUGAAAAGUUGCUGAAGCAUCGCAUCGAAACGGUUCAUCAAUGGACCAAGAAAGUUAUUAUCUACAGGCCGUCUUCUUCCGAGGGUAGUUCCUGCGACCUCCAAAUGCCUGUGAUUAAAAUUGAGAAACAACGUACCACAUUUCAGGCUUCAAACAUGGAUUCGUCGCAAGCUUUUAAUGAAUAUGAAUUUCCGCUCGACUCCAAUUGGGAGAUACCGCGUACGCAACUGAACCUAGGCUCGACGCUAGGUGAAGGAGCUUUCGGACGUGUAGUCAUGGCAGACGCGUGCAAUUUACCACGUACCGCCAAUAACUCUUCGAGCAUAGUUGCUGUAAAAAUGGUAAAAGAGGAGCACACGGAUGCAGACAUGGCUAGUUUAAUAAGGGAAAUGGAAGUAAUGAAAAUGAUCGGGAAGCAUAUUAACAUCAUCAACUUGCUGGGCUGUUGUACACAGAAUGGGCCGCUUUGGGUCAUUGUGGAAUUCGCACCUCAUGGAAAUCUGAAAGACUUUCUGAAAAAGAAUAGGCCACUUUUUGUUGGCAGUCCGAGUUUGCAGCGUAGCAGCGACUGCCUGGAGGAUAUGCCGCAGCUAACUGAGAAGAAUUUGGUGUCUUUUGCGUUUCAGAUUGCACGUGGCAUGGAAUACCUUGCUUCACGUAGGUGUAUUCAUCGGGAUUUGGCGGCUCGCAAUGUCCUCGUGAGUGACGACUAUGUUAUGAAGAUUGCCGACUUCGGCUUGGCGCGCGAUAUACAGGAUACAGACUAUUACCGAAAGGCCACCAACGGUCGUUUACCCAUCAAGUGGAUGGCGCCCGAGUCGCUACAAGAAAAGUUCUACGACUCACAAUCGGAUGUGUGGUCCUAUGGUGUAUUAUUGUGGGAGAUUAUGACUUUUGGAGAGCAGCCCUAUCCCAAUAUUAUGUCUGCGGAGGAGCUCUACAGUUACUUAAUAACUGGUCAGCGAAUGGAGAAGCCAGCACGAUGUUCACUCAAUAUAUAUAUGCUAAUGCGGCAGUGUUGGCAUUUUGACGCCAACGUACGACCGACAUUUGGGGAGAUUGUAGAGAAUUUGGACAAGAUUCUUCAGCUGGCAUCAAAUCACGCAACUAAUGAAGAGUAUUUGGAUCUAUCUAUGCCGAUGCUUGAGACACCCCCAUCAUCGAGUGAUGAUGAAUCCGAACCGGAUACUUUUCAAGAAACGUCUCCGUUGCGCUAUCAAUACACAUACAAAUUUUAUUGAAGAGAUUAGCAUUUAUGCAUUAUACGAAAUGUGUAAGCAAAGUAAGGCUUAAACAUACUAAUACCCAGUAGUUUUUAAGAGCAAUUUUAUACUUUAUACUUAAGUGCAUCUGUUGUGAAACUACGAAAAGACUUAAUCCAUCGCAUGUCAUUUGCUAAAUUUAGUAUAUCAGAUAAGCACAAGAAAAAAAAUUGUAGAUUACGCGUUACUUUAAUUUAAAGUUAAGAAUAUCAUAAGCGUAUUUAUAUA
Messenger RNA from Rhagoletis pomonella (apple maggot), 5269 nucleotides. Its product is annotated as fibroblast growth factor receptor homolog 1. Gene Ontology annotation, cellular component: signaling receptor complex. Lineage: Eukaryota; Metazoa; Arthropoda; Insecta; Diptera; Tephritidae. The record is from RefSeq and is a predicted model, not a curated record. The transcript has 2 exons. Bases 1601 to 5020 code for a protein of 1139 amino acids. Gene Ontology annotation, biological process: protein phosphorylation; positive regulation of kinase activity; cell surface receptor protein tyrosine kinase signaling pathway. Gene Ontology annotation, molecular function: transmembrane receptor protein tyrosine kinase activity; ATP binding.